Messenger RNA from Solanum pennellii, 1903 nucleotides. RefSeq lists its product as uncharacterized. The transcript is spliced from 5 exons. NCBI's taxonomy places the organism in Eukaryota, Viridiplantae, Streptophyta, Magnoliopsida, Solanales, Solanaceae. The coding region runs from base 321 to 1562 and encodes 413 amino acids. The record is from RefSeq and is a predicted model, not a curated record.
UUUCGCAAACGAAAUAUGUUUGGAGCCCAAAGAAAAGACGGCUUUCCAUAGGAACAAGUGCUCCGUUUCGCCAUUAAAGCAUUUUUUUUUCCUUCGCUUCUUCUUCAGACAACAAAGAGAAAACUUAGUGUGGGUAUUUUCUCUUUUCUCUUAUUUGCAGCAGCUGGAGUUUUCAGAAAAAGACUUUCAUUUCAUGUAGAUGGUGAAAUUUAUGAAGUUUUUUACUGCAUCUCUAUGUUUAUGAAUGAGUGGAAUUGGGGUGAAAUAGCAGUGAAUUUUUGUUGUGAGCUGUUUGUUUGUUGGAGCUGAAUUCUAUUUUAAUGGGUCGACCAGGAUUGAGGAAUUAUGACGAUCAUUAUGAAGCAAGACGUGGAAACAGAAAGAGAGCAAAAUAUUCCGGUGAAGUAAAGUUUAGUGACAAUCGCAGGCAAAAGAUUUCAAGAUUAGAGAAUGUUGAUGCGGAUUAUGUUGAGUUUGUGAAGCUACUCUACAACUAUGAUAUAAAUUCUCAGUCAUACACAAAUGAACAUGGAAAUAAUGUCAGCUAUGAUGAGGUUGAGGAUGAGGAUGAUACUGACCCGCAGUACAAGAUAUUUUUGGCUAAUGCCAAGCGUGAUGGGAGGUCAUAUAUCCUUAACCUCAAUAGAAAGGAUGAGUUUCCUGUGUCCAUUAGGUAUGAAAAAGAGAGUGCGUGUAAUAAUGGGUGCAAAUGUUUCUGUUGUCAAAAACAGAAAGAUAUGGAGACUCAAAAGGAUGCUGUGGAUGAGGCAAUCUCACUCAAUAUAUGUAGCAAAGAUGAGCUAAAAAAUUGGAGAUUUCCAAGGACUGAUCCCAGGUAUGAUAGCAAUAGAUCCAUGGGAGGCAUGGAUGUGAUAUUUGAGCCUUCCGAUCCUACUUCUCAGAGAAACAAUGAGAAUAUGAGCCGGAAGCUUAGCACGGGGCAAUGUGGUGCAUCCAAGAGGCAGGGGAAGUGUGAGACUAAGAUAAAGUCGUGUGAGGAGAAGAUGGUGGAAAAAGGGAGUAAACUAGUACAUGUCAGAGACAAAGAAAAAGCAUCUGAUGUAGGUGAAGAUUAUGCGUUACUUCUGGAGAAUCUUCAAUGUGAAAAAUGGGGCAUGAAAGCCUCGUUAAGCGGCUGCAAUAUCAAGUAUGAAGCUUCUGAUGAUGACCUUGAAAUCCUUUACGACAGUAAUGAUAUGCUCAAGAAGAAACGUGAGCCGUCUGAGUUCAGGAAGAAAGUCACAGAUCUUCUGAAGAAGCCUUACAAUCCAAAGGAGUACAAAGAACUAUGGACAUAUGUCAAUGAUCAAAAACCAGUGGAAAGGAAUAUGGAAUCGCGUAGAGGGGGAGUGAAGUCUUACAAGACAAAGAAAAUGGGAAAAUCAUAUCUGGAGUACUAUACAGACCUUAAGGAAAGACUUGAAGUAGUUGGUAAUAACGAGAGGAAGAAGUUGAAGAUCAUGCGUGGCUUUUCGUUUUGGUUACAGAAUCUCACUAACGCAGGAGCCUUCAAACCAUGGAACGAUACUGAGUUUCUUGCACUGGUAGCUGGAUCUAGUUAAGAAGUGAUGCACUUCCAGUCCAACUUUAACCGAUUAACCACUCAAAGACGAUCACCGGAACAUGUAUAUGAUGAAUAUUGUGGUGAAGACUGAAAUCAUGGACUCCAUUUUAUAAAAAGUCAGUAUAUCAUACAGGAAAGCAAACGUAGACGCGGAUCAUCUUGUGAAUUUUCUGCAUAGCCGCGGAACUUUUUGUUUCUUAUUUUUGUGAUCUUCCAAGUUCUCCCUCCUGUCCUUAUUUUUUAAAGGCCCUGGGAAUUUUGUACAUUCUCAAACAAGGAUGUAAAUGGAGUUGAUUCAGUGUAUGCAAAAGUGUGCAUAUUAGUCUUUUUUUGGACUAA